GUCUCCAUCAUCAUCAACACCAUUGCGCCGUCGCAAAAUGUCAGAAUACUGGAAGUCGACACCGAAAUACUGGUGCAAGCACUGCUCCACCUACGUACGCGAUACCAAGCUUGAGCGACAGAACCAUGAGGCUACCGGAAAGCACCAGGGCGCUCUGAAACGCUUCCUGCGCGACCUGCACCGCGGCCACGAGCGAGAAGAACGAGAGAAGGAAUUUGCACGUCGAGAAGUCGCGAGAGUCAAUGGCGUCGUCGCGGGAUCUUCAGAACCGGGGUCCUCGGGGCCCUCUGCACCCCCCUCCGGCGGCAUGCAGCGCGACAGGCCAAGUGCACCCUCCGAGUCGCAACUGAAGCGACAGCGAGAGCAGCUGGCCGAGAUGGGCGUGGCGAUGCCGACCGAAUUUCAACCCGAGAUGGCGAUGCCGGGCCAAUGGACUGUUACGAAAACGCGAGUCAUCGAGACUACGAAAGAAGAGAAUGGGGAUGGGAAGCUGGAGUCUAGGGCAAACGGUGUUAGAAAACGCGAGGCUACUGAGGAUGAGAAGGAGGAGGAGGACGCUGUCCAGGCGCUGUUCAAGAAACCACGGCGAUGGGGCAGGGACUCGAAGGCGAUGCCUCAAGAAGAAGACAAGGAGCUGGAUGCGUUGCUGAGCGGGUCGACAUUCCAACCCGCGCAGGUCGACAAGCGGGAGGACGUCAAAGAAGAGGCCACACCGGACGACAAGACCAACGUUAAAGUGGAAGAUGACGGCGCAACCGAGGAAGCGCGGGAUAGCACUGCUGUCAAGGGUGAGGCGUCCGAGCAAGCGCCUCCGAUCAAGCCCGAGGCGGAUGCUGGCGAGUCGGGAAUCGCUCCCGUGGUCUUUAAGAAGCGAAAGCCAAAGGGCAUCCGCCAGAAGUGAGCAUGGAGGCUUGACGCCACUGCAUGAUACGAGAUGCAGCUGCACUUAUCAAUGGCACUCUGACACGAUUCCACCUACACG
This is a messenger RNA of Ilyonectria robusta, 982 nucleotides long. RefSeq lists its product as uncharacterized. The record is from RefSeq and is a predicted model, not a curated record. The coding region runs from base 38 to 901 and encodes 287 amino acids. Gene Ontology annotation, molecular function: zinc ion binding; RNA binding. Lineage: Eukaryota; Fungi; Ascomycota; Sordariomycetes; Hypocreales; Nectriaceae. The transcript has a single exon. Gene Ontology annotation, biological process: mRNA splicing, via spliceosome. Gene Ontology annotation, cellular component: precatalytic spliceosome.